Molecule: messenger RNA, 3449 nt
Organism: Megalobrama amblycephala (Wuchang bream)
Lineage: Eukaryota; Metazoa; Chordata; Actinopteri; Cypriniformes; Xenocyprididae
Gene: slc12a10.3
Product: solute carrier family 12 member 10, tandem duplicate 3
Exons: 26
Coding region: 340-3336 (998 amino acids)
Biological process (GO): sodium ion homeostasis; potassium ion homeostasis; potassium ion import across plasma membrane
Cellular component (GO): membrane
Molecular function (GO): sodium:potassium:chloride symporter activity
Source: RefSeq, a predicted model, not a curated record
ACCAGCCAUUGAUAUUUUCAAACAAGAUUUCAAAGAUAGCAAGAAAAAACACCACCAGUCAUGGUUAUGUAAUAAUGUUUGUGGGUGUAUAAUAAUGCAUGUUUGUGUGGGUGUAUGCAAGUAGGCUCAAUUAAGGUAUAAAAGAAAAUGCAACUCAUUUCCUGACAAUAGAGGAAGGUCAGUUAAUGUCCACUCGGCUCACCAAAGUCAUGGAAUGACUCGGCACUGUGAUCGUCUGGUGUGAUUUCUGUGGAUCCGAGCGAUCAUUUUGUGAUCUUCACAAGGAUUAAGGCAGGAGGGGACAGGAAGUUCACAGGCAAAAGUACCACAGAAUCCACAAUGGUCAGAUAUAUUGAUCACAUCAGAAACGUAAUCCCAGGUCGGCAACGUCCGGACAACAACCUCCCGCCUCAAGGUGUUACUGUGGAUAUGGGAGAGUUUGAUUAUGGGAAGGAGCAGGACAAGAGAAAAAUGUCGUUCUACAAUCCACUUGACCCCGUGCCAAAAUAUGAAUAUUAUGCUAAAGACACAUGGACGGGACGUAUAAAAAGCACCAGACCGUCACUGGAUGUUCUGCGCAAACCACCGGAUCCUGAUGAUCUUCCUCCACCACCAGAGGAUGAUGGACGGCCCAAAGUCAAACUCGUUCGCUUUGGAUGGGUUCUGGGAGUCAUGAUUCGCUGUAUGUUGAACAUCUGGGGAGUCAUUAUGUUCCUGCGGCUGCCGUGGAUCACGUCUCAAGCCGGAAUCAUUCUGACCUACGUCAUUAUCUUAAUGUCUGUCACCAUCACAACAAUCACAGCGACGUCAGUGUCUGCAAUCUCCACCAAUGGGAAGGUCUACUCUGGUGGCACGUACUUCAUGAUCUCUCGCAGUCUGGGUCCGGAGCUUGGAGCGCCCAUCGGUUUGCUCUUUGCAUUCGCCAAUGCUCUCGCCUGUUCGCUCAACACAGUGGGGUUUGCUGAGACCGUCAGAGAUGUUCUCAAAGAUAAUAAAGCUCAGAUGGUGGACGAUGUCAAUGAUGUAAGAAUCAUUGGGACGAUUACUGUUGUCAUCCUGCUCUGCAUCACAUUCGCUGGCAUGAGUUGGGAGGCGAAGGCUCAGAUCCUGUUCUUCAUUGCGCUCUUGCUCUCCUUGGCUAAUUAUUUUGUUGGGACAGUCAUUCCCCCCAGCAUAGAGAAGCAAUCUGUGGGAUUUUUCGGCUACCACGCUGAGAUUUUCAUAUCAAAUUUGCUGCCUUCCUUCCGGGGUAAAGACGGAUCUUUCUUCAGGAUGUUCUCCAUCUUCUUCCCUUCUGCCACAGGAAUUCUGUCUGGUGUAAACAUCUGUGGAGAUCUCAAGGAUCCAUCGGGUGGGAUUCCUAAAGGGACCCUACUGGCCAUAUUCUGGACCACCGUGAGCUAUUUAUUUAUCGCAAUCACAUGUGCUUCAACUGUUGUAAGAGAUGCUUCUGGCAUUGUGAAUGAUAGUUUAGCACUAUCAAAUUAUUCAAUCCACUGCAGCGGUCUAGGAUGUAAAUUUGGCUGGAACUUUGACCGAUGUGAACAGAACUACACAUGCAGCUCUGGACUGGCAAACAACUUCCAGAUUCUUACCACUGUUUCAGGAUCUGGCCAUUUGAUUACAAUUGGGAUUUUUGCUGCCACCUUGUCAUCAGCACUGGGAUUUUUGGUGUCUGCCCCCAAAAUUUUUCAGUGUUUGUGUAAGGAUAACAUCUACCCCUACAUUGGCUUCUUUGGGAAAGGUUACGGGAAAAACAAUGAGCCUCUACGAGGAUACAUGCUCAUGUUCACCAUCGCUUUGGCUUUCAUCCUCAUCGGUGAUCUGAACACAAUCGCUCCUUUGAUCUCCAACUUCUUCCUCUGCUCUUACGGCCUCAUUAACUUCAGCUGCUUCCAUGCGUCGGUCACCAAAUCACCUGGCUGGCGGCCGCAGUACCGUUACUUCAAUCCGUGGACGUCUCUGUUUGCUGCUUUCUUGUCUUUCAUCCUCAUGUUUCUGUUCACAUGGUGGGCUGCUCUUGUCACGUCCGCUAUUGUCCUCUGCCUCUUAGGCUAUGUCACCUAUAAAAAGCCUCAGAUUAACUGGGGCUCGUCUUAUCAGGCCAGUUUCUACAAUAUGGCUUUGUCCUUCUCGAUGUCUCUGACUGGUGUGAGUGAUCACAUCAAAAACUUCAGGCCUCAGUGUCUCGUUCUGACUGGCCCUCCAAACGCCCGUCCUGCUCUGGUGGACUUUGUGGGCACUUUCACCAAAAACAUCAGCCUGAUGAUCUGUGGGAACAUUAUCAUGGAGGACGAGAAGUCCAGUUUUCCACAGCACAGCACCGAUAUGCUGGUGGACUGGCUGAAUCAGAGGAAGGUUCGUUCUUUCUACACGUCCUUCAACAGCGACUGUCUGAAAGAUGGCGCGCACAAUCUCAUGCAGGCUUCAGGUCUCGGUAAACUGAAGCCGAACACCCUCGUUAUGGGAUACAAGACGAACUGGCAGGAAUGUAAACCUGAGAGCUUACAGGACUAUGUCAACACCAUCAGUGAUGCGUUUGACUGCAGCUACGGCAUUGCAAUUCUGAGAAUGAUGGAUGGAUUGGAUGUUACGGAUGCUUUGCAGAGUUCAGGUCGGUCAUUGGCAAUUGAGAAUCCGGCAUUUGACGCAGAUGAAGUCAAACAAUCUGAAAUUGAUGAGACUGACCGAAAUUCAGAAAUUUCUGAUGAUGGCUCGAAUGACCAGGUCAGAUCUGUGUUUCAGACGAAACAGGGCAGGAAGACUAUCGACAUCUACUGGAUCUCUGAUGAUGGAGGUCUGACUCUUUUAGUGCCGUAUUUGUUGACCAGAAGAAACCGCUGGAAAAAGAGCAAAAUCAGAGUGUUUAUCUUAGGAGACAAGGAGACCAUGAAGGAAGACCGUAAAGACAUGAAGAUGCUGUUAAAGAGAUUCCGGCUGGAGAUCGAGGACAUCGUCGUGAUAACAGAUGUGGAUAAAGCUCCUCUAGCUAAAAAUUUGCAGCAGUACAAGGAAACCAUCGCCUCCUUCAUACUGAGUGAAGAACAGGCUGGAGGAGACAUACAGGAGCUCAAGAGACUUAAUCCAUGGAAAAUUUCCAUCAAAGACCUGGAGGCCAUAAAACCCAAGGUGGAGAGGACGGUGAGACUAAACGAGAUCAUCAAGAAGAACUCCAUCCAUGCUGCUUUAGUUGUAAUUUCUCUUCCAGUCCCUGAUGUCAACUGUCCCAGUUCUCUCUAUAUGGCCUGGCUGGAAGCGCUGAGCUACGGCAUCCACUGUCCCGUCUUGCUCAUACGAGGAAACCAAGAGAACGUCAUGACCUUCUACUGCCAGUAAAACACUCGCAUUAAUAAAUUGACUCACAUUUAUUACUGCUUGUGAAGCUGCUGUCAGUUUCAGUGAUGUGAAGAUGUUAAACGUGCUGCUGUGAAUCAGAGCUUUUGAACUGA